AGUUCCCUCGCAGAACUGAUUCGGGAUCGGUGCUGAGAAUUCAGCUAGGCUGGGAUUUUUUUAACAAACAAUAAAAUGUCUGGAAAUCGCAAGUUGUUGGCUUUGCUGCAGCGGCCUUUCGAACCAACCUUCUACCCCAAGGACGAUGGUAAGACGGUCAUCGAUCUGCCGGAGAACUUUUUCACCGAAAGGUACCGCCCAAUUGGAACCAGUCUGCAGAGCCGAUUCGGAAAUGACGCUGAUACCCGGAUUCCGGUGCGUGCUGGCGCUAUUCCCAACAUUGCUUUUGCUGAGGCUAUUGAUCGUCGCGGAGGAUUUUCGCUGUUCAACAAAAAGCACCGUCAGAUUGCAGGUCAGUUGAUCGAGCUGUUCAUUGGGCAAAGUAAUGUGGAAAAUCUGAUGAGCGCGGCCGCCUAUGCUCGGGAUCGUAUCAAUCCGGUCUUGUUCCAGUAUGCUUUGGCUGUGGCCAUUCAACACCGUCCGGAUACCAAUGAUCUGAACGUGCCCUCGUUCUUGGAGCUGUUCCCUGAUGCAUUUGUCGAUCCAGCUGUGUUCCCCAAACUGCGAGAGGAAGGAUCUGUCGUGCAGCAGGAAAAUCGAAUGACCAUUGACAUCCCGUUGAACUUCACGGCAUCGGAUCGCGAGGAAGAACAACGUUUAGCCUACUUCCGGGAGGAUAUCGGUGUCAAUUUGCACCACUGGCACUGGCAUUUGGUGUAUCCUGGCGAGGGACCGGAUGCGGUUGUGCGCAAGGAUCGUCGCGGAGAGUUGUUCUACUACAUGCAUCAGCAGUUGAUUGCCCGUUACAAUGUGGAACGGUUCUGCGCCCGAUUGGCUCGCGUUAGACCGCUCAACAACCUGCGAGAACCGUUGGCGGAAGGAUACUUCCCCAAGAUUAUCAGAAGUGCCAAUGGGCGUGCUUUCCCACCACGGCCUCAAAAUCAGGUGCUGCGGGACAUUAACCGUGUUGAUGACGAUGUCAUUUUCACCAUUAGCGAUCUGGAACGUUGGGGAGCUCGGAUUGCCGAGAGCAUCGAUGGUGGAUACUAUGUAACGGCCAAUGGACAACGCAUGCCGCUGGAUGAAACUACCGGUAUCGACAUCCUGGGUAACCUCAUGGAACCUUCCUCGCUCUCCGUGAACAGCCAAUACUACGGAAGUUACCACGGCGAUUUGCACAACGUGAUUGCCUACAGCCACGAUCCCGAGAACCGCUUCCUGGAGGGCUACGGCGUGGUUGGAGAGUUCCAAACCGCUAUGCGAGAUCCCACUUUCUAUCGUUUGCACAGCGAAGUUGACAACAUGUUCCACCGGUACAAGGCUACCCUGCAGCCGUAUCCGGCCAAUCAGUUGAACUACAACGGAAUCCAAAUCCAAUCGCUGGCCGCUCAACUUAACCGUGCCAAUGCCCCACCCAAUGUUCUGCUGACCUACUGGCAGCGUACCCAGGUUGAUUUGGCAACCGGGCUUGAUUUUGGACCUCAAGGAAAUGUGUUUGCUGCCUUCACUCAUCUGCAGCACGCACCGUUCAGCUUCCGGAUCGCAGUUAACAACACUAGCGGAUCGAUGCGUCGAGGAACCUGUCGCAUCUUCAUUGGACCUAAAACGGACGAACGUAACAUCCCACUGACCUACCAGGAGCAACGUAUUCUCAUGAUCGAGUUGGAUAAAUUCACCGUUACUUUGAACCCCGGAGUCAACAACAUCGUCCGUCGAUCGGAACAAUCCAGUGUUACCAUUCCGUACGAACGUACCUUCCGGUCGGCUGCACCUUCAAACCAACCGGGAACCGAAGUGUAUCGCUUCUGCAACUGCGGCUGGCCUCAUCACUUGCUGAUCCCUAAGGGUACUGCCGAGGGUAUGCAAUUCGAUCUGUUUGCUAUGAUCUCCGACUAUUCCGGUGACACCGUUAACCAAGAAUUCGAUGAGAACGUCGACUGUAACGAUUCGCACUCUUUCUGUGGACUGCGGGAUCGCCUCUACCCGGAUCGUCGCCCAAUGGGUUAUCCUUUCGAUCGCCGAGCGGCCACCUCAGUUCGUACCCUGCAGGACUUUGUGGGCGCCAACAGGAAUAUGGCGUUGGCCAGUGUGAAUGUGCGGUUCACGAAUACCGUUAUCGCAAGAACUUGAGCUAGGUAAAGUGAUAGAAAUGUUGUAACAAUUGGCUACGGAUUGAAGGAACUGAAUUUUGUUAAAUAAAGCUAUGUUAAGAAAAAUGA
Molecule: messenger RNA, 2219 nt
Organism: Uranotaenia lowii
Lineage: Eukaryota; Metazoa; Arthropoda; Insecta; Diptera; Culicidae
Product: phenoloxidase 8-like
Exons: 4
Coding region: 76-2130 (684 amino acids)
Molecular function (GO): oxidoreductase activity
Source: RefSeq, a predicted model, not a curated record